Messenger RNA from Cicer arietinum (chickpea), 2451 nucleotides. RefSeq lists its product as uncharacterized. Gene Ontology annotation, cellular component: chloroplast. The record is from RefSeq and is a predicted model, not a curated record. Gene Ontology annotation, molecular function: GTP binding. NCBI's taxonomy places the organism in Eukaryota, Viridiplantae, Streptophyta, Magnoliopsida, Fabales, Fabaceae.
AACUAGAAUCAGAAUGCAAGAGAUAAAACCCGCCAAAUGCUCAACCCUCACAAUUUGAGAUAUUUUUUUACUUCACUUUCAUUUCAUCACCAAUGGCUUAUCUUUCUCAGUUACAUCAUUUUCCCACCCCCAUCUCUUACUUUACCGUCGCUAAAACCCCAAACCCCAUUUUCUCAUCUCACAACACUCUUCCUUUUUCCACUUCAAUUCUCUCCGCGCUUUCUCACACAAAAUCCAUUUCACUCGCUCGCCGGAGCAUCUCCCGCUCCGUCCCACAAUUUAGCACCGGUGAAUUAUCAGGCACUGUCGAUGACGAUGAACUACCAGACGAAUUGGACCACCACGUCAAUUAUUCCGACGAUGAUGACGAAAUUGAUGUCGUCACGCUCGAGCAAGAAGCAAAGGAUGUUGUCCUGGAGUAUUCAAACUCUCUAUCUCGCGUUUUGAGUAUCGAUGAUGAGAAAAGUGAUGUCAAGGAAACAGCUAAAACCUCCAAGAGGAGUAAACAGAAGAAAAAAAUUAUCCCUGACAAUCUUCUCCCAAGGAUUGCUAUUGUUGGAAGGCCGAACGUUGGAAAGUCAGCAUUAUUUAAUCGUCUCGUUGGGGGAAACAGGGCAAUAGUUGUGGAUGAACCUGGGGUUACCAGGGAUCGUUUAUAUGGCCGAUCAUAUUGGGGAGAGCAUGAAUUCAUGGUAGUGGACACUGGUGGUGUUCUCACUGUUUCAAAAUCACGAACUACUGUUAUGAAAGAGCUGGAUAUUACUACAACCAUUGGUAUGGAUGGUAUUCCCCUUGCCUCUAGAGAGGCAGCUGUUGCUAGGAUGCCAUCGAUGAUUGAGAAACAAGCGAUUGCAGCUGUGGAAGAAUCAUCUGUUAUUAUUUUCCUGGUUGAUGGUCAGGCAGGUCUAACAGCAGCUGAUGUGGAGAUUGCUGAUUGGCUACGUAAAAACUACUCAAAUAAAUGUACCAUUCUUGCAGUUAACAAGUGCGAAUCUCCACGGAAAAGAAUUAUGCAGGCAUCUGAAUUUUGGUCCCUUGGGCUUGAACCAAUUCCAAUAUCAGCUAUAUCAGGGACUGGAACUGGAGAGCUUCUUGACCUUGUUUGUUCAGGGAUACAGAAAGUUGAGGAGCCAAAUAAUCUUGUUGAAGAAGAAGAUUAUGUUCCUGCAAUUUCAAUUGUUGGUAGACCAAAUGUUGGCAAAAGUAGCAUUUUGAAUGCACUGGUUGGCGAGGACAGAACAAUAGUCAGCCCUAUCAGUGGCACUACACGUGAUGCUAUUGAUACAGAAUUUAUCGGAGCAGAUGGCCAGAAGUUCCAUCUUAUUGAUACGGCUGGAAUCAGGAAAAGGACAGCUGUAGCCUCAGCUGGAAGUACAACAGAGGCUUUGUCAGUGAAUCGAGCAUUUCGUGCUAUUCGGCGUUCUGAUGUUGUUGCUCUUGUCAUUGAGGCCAUGGCUUGUAUCACUGAACAGGACUACAAGAUAGCUGAAAGGAUAGAAAAAGAAGGGAAAGGUUGUGUGAUUGUUGUAAACAAGUGGGAUACAAUACCAAAUAAAAAUCAGCAGACUGCAUUUCAUUAUGAACAAGAUAUCAGAGAGAAGCUUCGUUUACUUGAUUGGGCACCAGUUGUUUAUUCUACUGCUCUAGCUGGCCAAAGUGUUGAGAAGAUUAUUGUUGCUGCUAGUGAAGUUGAAAAGGAGAGAUCAAGAAGACUGGGUACUUCUAUAUUGAAUCAAGUAGUGCGGGAAUCAGUAACUUUUAAGCCUCCUCCCAGGACACGAGGUGGUAAAAGAGGGCGUGUUUACUAUUGCACUCAGGCUGCUAUAAGGCCUCCUACAUUUGUGUUCUUUGUCAAUGAUGCAAAACUUUUUCCUGAGACUUACCGUCGCUUUAUGGAGAAGCAACUGCGGACAAAUGCGGGAUUUCCUGGUACCCCCAUUCGGCUUUUGUGGCGCAGCAGAAGAAAAAUGGAAAAAGAUGAAGGCAAAAUGGUGACAAGGACCAAAGAAAAUAAUGCGUCACGCCGUCGAAAAUUGAUAACAACUACACAGUAGGAGCAGACAUUUUUUCGUAUAGAAGAAUUGGCUAUGGUUCAGUUUGUGUUGAGAAAAGUGAAGGGGCUUUUUAUGAAGGAUUACUCAAUUGCUCAAAUGACUCUGCUCCCUGAUAUUAACCAAGGUUAGUAAAAGCUCCCCAAGUAAGGAACGAGUGCCCGAAGUUUAGAUGAGAAUCUUUCAUUUACAGUGAUGGGAUCCUUUUGGUAAUUUUAGUAGACAUUUUGAAGUUUGUAGGUUCGAGGUAUUGUCACAUUCAUCCUCAAUAACUACAUAGUAAAUGUAUCUAUAGAAGUAGUGAGCAGUUGAUUUUUUAAUUAUGUUUUUCUCUUCAAAUACGUAAGUAAUUGAGGUAACUUUUUAUGGGUGAAGAAAUGAAAAUAUGACCUUGUAAAUA